AAUCUGCACCGUCCACGCAUCCAUCCCUCUAAACAGAUCUGCCCGACGCCGCCAGGCGCCCGCCCGCAGAGCAGCUCUUGCAAAAUUUCACCUUCCCUCUCCCUUUCUCUGGUUCUCUCCUCUCGGCGCGCGCGCAACAAGAAGCGGAAAGCUCAUGGCGGCGGCGAUCGCCACCAGGAAGCGCCCGGCGCUCGACGACGGUCCCUGCCUCCCGGCGGCCAAGAAGCGUUCGCGGUACGUCUUCGGCUCCAUCUACGACUACAAGAAGCUCGGAGUGCUCGGGGAGGGCACGUACGGCAAGGUGGUGCGGGCGUGCCACCGGCCCACGGGCGAGAUGGUUGCCGUCAAGUGGGUCCGCGCCACCCGUGGCGGCGGCGGCGAAGGCACCCGCGCGGCCCUCCGCGAGGCAGGCUGCCUGGCCGCCUGCCGUGGCGCCCCCUCGGUGGUGCAGAUCCGCGACGUGGCCGCCGACGAGGCCUCCGGGGACCUCUUCAUCGUCACGGAGCUCGUCGACGGCCCGACCCUCCGCGGCCGGCUCAACCGCACGGGCCGUUUCCCGGAGGCCACGGCGCGCGCUGCCAUGCGCCAGCUCCUGCACGGCGUCGCGUGGGUCACCGCGCGGGGGCGCUCCACCGCGACGUCAAGCCGGAGAACGUGCUCGUCGGCCCCGGUGGCGCGCUCAAGAUCUGCGACUUCGGGUCGGCCACGCCUGUGCGCCCGCCGUACGACCCCGAGGACCGCGUGGGCACCUUGUGGUACCUCGCGCCGGAGAUGCUCAAGGGCAGCCGCUGCUACGGCCCGCCGGUCGAUAUGUGGGCUCUCGGCUGCGUCAUGCUAGAGCUGCUCACCGGGGAGCCCAUGUUCCUUGGCGUCGAAACAAAGGACGACCUGCUCGUGGAGGUGUCCCAGCUGCGGCACAAGAUGGACUCGGACGGGAUGGCGGCGUUCAAGGGCCUGCCACCGGACCUGUCCAAGGCUGCCGGCGAGCUCUUGUGUGGGUUGCUUUGCUUCGACGAGGGCAAGAGGCUCACUGCAGCACAAGCGCUCAACCACCGCUGGUUCUCGGAGUCGGAGGAGGCAGAAUCCAUGGGACUCCUGACUGAGGAUGCCUCAGAGGAAGCAGAGUCGCUGGGUCCAGAGGAUACCUGAUCUGAAUUCUGAUCAAGAGCAGACAAACGGAGAGCAGUGUUAUUUAGGACAAAAUGACUACUUUAAUCUUAUGCUAUAUUAUUAUUCAUUCAUGUGUAGCUUCAUUGCUAAUGUACAGUAGUAGCAAAUUGCAAUGCGUUGCUGUCUUAUGUAAUUAUUAUUAGUUGCUGGAGACAAUCCAUUGUUGAUCAUCAUCUGAUCAAAUUGAAACAAUUUAACAUGGAUCUUGUUGCCAUUAAUUAAGCUAUAAUAUGUGAUGAUUA
Sorghum bicolor (sorghum) is the source of this 1412-nucleotide messenger RNA. RefSeq names its product cyclin-dependent kinase F-1. Lineage: Eukaryota; Viridiplantae; Streptophyta; Magnoliopsida; Poales; Poaceae. The transcript has a single exon. The record is from RefSeq and is a predicted model, not a curated record. Gene Ontology annotation, cellular component: nucleus. Gene Ontology annotation, molecular function: cyclin-dependent protein serine/threonine kinase activity; ATP binding. Gene Ontology annotation, biological process: regulation of mitotic cell cycle; protein phosphorylation. The annotation marks the transcript as partial.